Messenger RNA from Mixia osmundae IAM 14324, 503 nucleotides. RefSeq lists its product as uncharacterized. Lineage: Eukaryota; Fungi; Basidiomycota; Mixiomycetes; Mixiales; Mixiaceae. The transcript has 4 exons. The coding region runs from base 1 to 438 and encodes 145 amino acids. The record is from RefSeq and is a predicted model, not a curated record.
AUGCUCGCUUUGGGAUUGGUCUCGCUGCUUGCUCUGGCUUCCGCUGUCCUCGGUGGGGGCAAUCGCCAGUGCAUCUUUGCGUCCAGGUACUUUGGCGGUCACGAAGCUGCCGAAUUCGACUUUUUGCUCAUCCAGAGUGACAUACUCGCUUAUGACUCGAUGAUGAUCGAUACCGACGGCUUGGGUGCAAAGGCCGCAGAUCGUACAGAGUACAUCAUAGCCAACAACGAACGAUGGGCUGCGAGCUACUACACGAUCGACGACCCUGGCAACUUCCAUUAUCCCUUUGUAUUCUAUUACAGCCCAUCAUCUCAGACAUUGCUCUAUCACAUCGCCGGCGCCAGUGUUGAUCGCCACGGACUCCAGAACUGGGGCCUCACAUGCGGCGACGCGGAUGGCAACCAUCAGCAAGAUAUCGGCCAGGCCAACCUUGGCUGAAUACGUUCCCUGUACCUUCUUUACAAACAUGUCAUCAGGUUGGCACGUGUCCGAUGACCUUUGCG